AUGCCAGCGUGCUGUGUAAAAUAUUGUACUAGUCGCACGUCUUGCAACAAAUCGAAAAGUGUAAAAUAUUUUCGAUUUCCUAAGGACGAAAUUAUUCGUCAGCAAUGGCUCAUUGCUAGUCAACGAACAGAAAUAAAUAUAAAAGUUGAUGCGGUGAUAUGUAGUAAUCAUUUCGAUAAUGAUUGCUUCAUAAUGGAGUGGACAAAACCAAGAUUGAAGAAUGUAGCAGCCAAAGAAAUGCAACGCUUAAAAAAAGAUGCUAUUCCAACUAAGAUGUUAUUAUUGGAAAAGAAAAGGAAAAUGCCUGAGAGUGAAGAAAAUAUGAAAAGGAAUAUAGGAAGUAAUGUACCGACUGGAGUACCAACAUACACAGAACUUGUUAAAUGUAAUGAACAAGAGAAGCAUCGUUUGUCGCAUAAAGGAAUUGUGCAACAUAUGGAAGCAGAAACUGCAGAAAAUGAGGAAAAUACUAAUAUUGUAGAUAAUACUAAUAACAUUGAAGAAGUAAACAAUAUUACAGAGGAAACUGUGCAACAUAUGGAUUUGAAAAAUGACACAACAAACGUAGAGAUAAAUGGAAAGGUUGGCAAUUAUAAUUUUUCAAUGGAAAAUGCACCAAUAAAAACAUUAUUAAUGCAGAUACAAAAAUUAAAAGAAGAAAAAAGAAAUGUGUUGAAAGAAAAAGAAAUAUUGGAACAACAAAAUGAACAAUUGAGGCAGAAGCAAGCCGAUGCGAUACCCAUCGAAGUUUUAAGAAAAGUAUUUACAUCAGGCCAAAUCGCAAAGUUAAAGUCAUCAACUAAUAGUCGCAUACGGUGGUCAUCCGAAGAUAUAGUAUCUGCAAUAAGUCUAAGAGCUGUAAGUUCUAAAACUUACAGAUACUUAAGAAAUGUCAAGAAAAUGCCAUUACCAUGUACGUACAAGUACUUUGCAAAACUGGAUUGA
This is a messenger RNA of Mycetomoellerius zeteki, 945 nucleotides long. RefSeq lists its product as uncharacterized. NCBI's taxonomy places the organism in Eukaryota, Metazoa, Arthropoda, Insecta, Hymenoptera, Formicidae. The transcript is spliced from 4 exons. The coding region runs from base 1 to 945 and encodes 314 amino acids. Gene Ontology annotation, molecular function: sequence-specific DNA binding. The record is from RefSeq and is a predicted model, not a curated record.